AUGCCGGAGUGUCAGCGUUGCUUCACUACUGGCAGGAAAUGCCUGGGUUAUGAGCGCAGUUACAGCUUCAAGAUAACGACGAGUAAAACUUGGCCAAAGGGUGGGAAUGCCAAGAAGGUAACUCACGAGGAAGGUAGAUCUGAUGGUGUUAUCGAUCAGACUAGGAGCUUCGCUGAACCAAACUUGCAAGCCCCGCUAUGUAUGCAACUGGGACAAACUGCAGUGGUCUGUGAUGCCUUUUCCAGCGUGUUCAUGGACCUGCUUUUCCCUAAAAAUACAGACCUGCGGCAAAACGUCAACUCUCCUGGCUCUUGGAUAAGCUCAUUGGCUACUUUGCUUAGUAGUCGGAAUGAAACUCUGAAUCAAGGACUGCUUGCCCUAUAUACGGGCUUUGUUGGCCGUAAAAAUGGCGACGCGGCGCUCAUCAACCGCUCAGCCGAGCUUUACUCGAAUGCACUCCAUGGUCUCCGGAGAAGCGACAUAUGGGUCAGGCAAAAGCCAUCUCCUGUGGAUAUUGCAUCCGCUUUAGCGAGCAUCAUGAUUUUUUCUCGCGUCGAGCUUCUAGCAGGCGAAGGAGCCAAUGGCGGUUAUAUGGCACACAUCAAGGGCGCUAAGAAAGAGGAUCCGAAUUACCUUACGCACAAAGCCAUCGAAGCAGUUAUAACGCUACCUACUCUAUGUGAGUAUGCAGACAGAUUAGAUGCCACAGUCUUUCAGCCUGAGAAAAAAGUACGGCGAGGCCUCCUCACGACACAAUAUCUGCUCAAUUGUGCAUCCAUAGUAGAGAACAAUCUGGAUCAAUGGCUUCCAGAAAUGACUGCUGUUACUCCAUGCCCUAUUGUGAUAGAAGCUUCAGAUGCUGAGAUCAACAUCAGCCCUCAGCCGCAUGACAUAGGCGUUACCGCUGCUCAAGCUAGCGACCUGUGGAUGCUUCAUUGGUCAUUAACGAUCCGUUUUAACUUGCUCAUCAGGCAGUUACACAACCGAUUUUCUACUUUAUCAGCACUUGUUUCAGAUCCUAUUCAGCUAUCCGCUGACUUGAAAAACUUGGGUAAGGACUAUAAUACCUUAGAUCGAUUUGCCGACUAUAUUAGAAGGACGCUAGAUAAGGGCCUAGCAGACAACACACUCCAAGCUCAAGGCGUCAUGGCAUAUUUUUUUAACCUUCAUUGGUAUUGGGAACAAAGAAAUAACAUUGAACAGAAAAAUUGGUGCAUACAAAGCCUCCGGAACAUGGCGAACAACCAAAGGCUGGGGCUUGAUGUUCAAGUUGUCAAGAAUCCUCAAAAACGCCCUUCCCUAUCAGCACCAUUCCUUGCGGAUGACUUUAUAUAG
Molecule: messenger RNA, 1335 nt
Organism: Trichoderma harzianum CBS 226.95
Lineage: Eukaryota; Fungi; Ascomycota; Sordariomycetes; Hypocreales; Hypocreaceae
Exons: 2
Coding region: 1-1335 (444 amino acids)
Source: RefSeq, a predicted model, not a curated record